AUGUAUGUCAUCCUGGUGGACAUGAAGGUGCAGGUGCCCGACUGCGCGAGGGAUCGGGUUGCCAGUUGCCCAUAUUAUCACAGCAUCGAGCCAGAGCAAGUGUACGGAUGCAGUAGCCGCGGCGCCCUCGCCUCAGGAUGCUCGCACGUUCUUUUGCAGGACCUUAAGCAGUUCGAUGGGGCGGCCUUCCUUGAUGCCUUCGCCCAUGAAAGAGCAGAACAUGCCAGCGAGGAGUCGCGUCUCGACCGUCCAAACGCAGUUCCAGACCAAGGCAACGCCGUUCGCUACCUUGUGCCUGCUUGGGUGUCUGCCAGCUUCCUUCGCCCAGCGUUGGCGGAAGCCAUCGGCGCACCGCUAAAGGCCAUAGAGGUCACGCUGGCUUCGACGCGACGCCUUGUGGAGGCCAAUGCUGCCGCCCAACAUGUUCUGGUCGCCGUGGUCAGCACAGAGGCAGCAUCCACGGCUGUGCGGCUUGCGCAGGAUCUCUGGGACCCGGAGAAGGUCGUGGCUGCAGCAUCAACGCGCGGCCAACCUAGACCGGCGCUGAAACUGGAAGAGGCCCCCAGUGUGGCAGUGCAGCUUCGCACGAUGCUUGAGCUACCGCAGGGUGUACUGACCGCGCCCAUGCCGAAGCACCUCUCUGAAGAGCUGACCCGACGCCUGGGCGUGGAAGCGACCGCCGAUGUUCUGGGCGUGCGAGAGGUGAUCGAACAGAGGAGGCAUCCGGAUGAAGUGACACAGCCACAGGUGUCGCAGACUCCGGGGCUCGGCCCGCUCUUCCACACCCGGGCCCGGCGGAUCCGCAUCAACAACCUGGGCGGGCUGCGGUCCUCCACGGAGCCAGAGGAGAUGGGGAAGGAGCUUCGCUACGGCCAUGUGGCCUGGGCUGCUGGAAAGGUGAUCCGCGUGGCUUCAGGGCCCUACAGACCCCGUGACCCUGCAUUCACGGGCGCCGACGGGCACCGCUUCGCAGUAGCAGACGGUGAGGAUGUCCACUUGGAGGUCUUCGUUGUGGAGGAGGACUCUGACAAGGUGGUCCACCUUCCACAGUGGUAUGUUUCCGUCUUUGACAUUGAGGACCCAGUGCCGGCGCUCUCCGCACCGAGGCAGGUUGAGGUCCUCGGGGCCAAGGCAAUGCUUUGGCCGAAUGGCACCCAUGUCGCCCUCGAGGAGCCCUGGGCCCCUGAGGGACCCACGGCCUGGUUCCCGCUUGGCUCCGGAGUGGCGCGGCUGCGGCUGCGGCCCCGUCUGAGCGGAGGAAAUGUGCUGAGCACUGCCUGGGUCGGCCGGAACUUCUUCAUCGCGCUGCGCUCGCCAGCAGUGAAGGUGCGUGAGGAGAGCGACGCGCCUGUCACAGGAUCCCAGGAAGAGGCGGCUAAGGUAGCGUGGCAGCGACUGGGCCGCCGAAUGGUGCUGGGCCGGGACAACGUCGUCUUCAACAACCUUGGCGGACAGGGGCCUGGCCACCUGGAUGAGCCCCCGGAAAUCCGAUAUGCUGCGGUGGCCAGCAUUGGGGGUGGUAACAUGGAUCUGGUGCUAACUGUGGGCCGCGGCAGCGAUCCGUAUCAUCCUCAGGAGGCUACCUCUGAGUAUGGCAGGACAGGUGGAUUGCAGGCAUUUCUCGCAGGAAUGCAAGGCUGCAUUACUGGCUUUCGUGCUUCAAACCAUAGCCUGGCGUUUCUUGCCGCAAACUUUGCGCUGCAGGCCUCGUUCAAUGCAGCUUCCGGGCACAUGCGUGCAGCUGUCAGUGUGAAGUCUGGCACCUCCGUCGACCUUCACUUGCGGCUGCAGCGGUCAGAGUCCCAGCGCGAGGUGGUGAUCCCGCGGCUCUACCUGGUCAUCACCGAUGUGGAGGAGCCGGAGCCCUCACUCUCGCCCGCGGCCGCCGCACAGCUGUGGAGCUUUGAGGCGGUCCUCUUUCCCAAUGGCACCCACGUGCCUGCUGCCAAGCUCCUUACUCGCGGGCAGACCUGGUCGGUGCCGCCUGGUGCUCCCGUGGCCAUCAAGUUCGAGGAUCUCGCUGAGCUUGGGAUGACGCUUUCUGCCCGCGGAGAAGGUGGACGCACGAUCUUCUUCUCCCUGUACUCUCCGGAUGUCGAGGCCCCAUUGGAGCGGCAGAAGAGUGGCCACGGCCCCAUUGAGCUCGACCCGGAUGCUGCAGGACUGAGGGCAUUGUGCGUCGGCCUCACGGUUCCUCUCGCCAUCCUCCGGGGGCCCCGCAGCGUGCGCAGCCGCGGCGUCGCCUGCCGGGCCCUGUCCGACCACUAUGGGCUACUGGGCCUCCCACGCAGGGUCUCCGACCCUGAGGAUAUCCAGGCAGCCUACAACCGUGCUGUCUCUUUGGCAAAGGAGACGAAGGCAUCUGAGCUGCUCCCUCGACUGGAGGAGGCCUACGCCGUUCUCCGCUCCAAGGAGGCCCGGGAGCGAUACGACCGGCAUCUGCAGGCAGAGCAGGCCUGGGAGGAGGACGUGCGGCUUCCGGCCAUGCCUGUGCGAGGGCCCCUGGACAAGGAGUCCAACACCCGGCCCGGCACGGCCAAGGUCUACCUCAAGACGUUUGGCUGCCAGCACAACCAGUCAGAUGGCGAGUACAUGCUGGGACAGCUCAGAGAGUAUGGCUUCACCCUGGUGGACCAGGUGGAGGAGUCCGACGUCUGCGUCGUCAACUCCUGCACUGUCAAGACCCCUUCCGAGAUGCGUGGCCUUUGGCUGGUCAACCAGGCCACGGAGCUGCAGAAGAAAGUCGUGCUUGCGGGCUGCGUCCCCUCCGGCGACAGGCGGCUGUCCAAGAAGCUUCCGCAUGUCAGCAUGUUGCAUGUGACCCAGCUGGACCGCAUCGUGGAUGUGGUUGAGGAGACGAGCAAGGGCCGGGUGGUGACCUUGUUGGAUAAGAAGAAGGAGGGCCUGCCUUCACUGGCACUACCCAAAGUAAGGCAGGACAGACUGACGGAGAUCAUCACCAUCAAUGCCGGGUGCUUGAACUUCUGCACCUACUGCAAGACUCGUGUUGCACGCGGCACUGUGGUGUCCUACCCGGUGGAGGAGAUCAUUAGCCGAGCGCUUCAGGCCGCCAGCGAGGGUGUCUGCCACAUCGAGCUGGCUUCUGAAGACAUGGGCGCUUACGGCGUAGACAUCGGCAGCAACAUUGCCGAGCUGCUCCUGCGCCUCUCAGAUGCCCUGCCACCGGGUGUAAUGCUCCGGACGGGCAUGACCAACCCUCCCUACAUCAUGGAGCACCUGGAUGGGGUCAUCGAGGCGCUGAAGCGGCCCAAUGUCUACAGCUUCAUGCACAUCCCCGUGCAGUCUGGCUCGGACGUCGUCCUUGCGGCGAUGAAGCGGAAAUACACUGUCAAGGACUUCCUGCACCUCGUGGAUCGCCUUCGGGAAGAGAUCCCGGACAUCUACUUGCUGACGGACGUCAUCUGUGGCUUUCCCACCGAGACGGAGGAGGACUGGAGCGCCACCCUUGACUUGGUGCGGCGCUGCUGCUUUCACGCAGUCUACGCUUCCCGGUACUUCGCCAGGGCAAAUACCCCGGCUGCAAAGCUGAAGCAGCUGCCCCACCCUGUAACCAAGAGGCGCUACAAGGAGCUCUGUGCCCUGGAUGCCCUGAACGACCGGAAUGCCAGGCUUUUGGGGACCACGCAGCGCGUGUGGUUCGCUGGCACCGACGGCUCCGGCAACCAGACGGUCGGCCGCACGAAGAACUUUGCGAAGGUCCUGGUGCCCAGGGAUGACGACCUGCUUGGCCAAAGUGCCAUGGUGCAGGUUCUGCGAACGUCGGUUAAGCACGUGGAGGGUGUGGUCUCGGGCCAACACCAUCCUGGCAUCAGCAUGCUGCCCGCGGCUUCCUUCCACCACCAGGCAUCCGGCAGCUCUCCGGCCGCCAUGGGUCCACUCUUCGCUCUCUCCCAGCACAAUCUCGUCCACAACAACUUGGGCGCCCGCGGGCCUGGUCACGCGGACCUUCCUCGCGUCAUCCGCUACCGCAAGGUCUGCGACAAGGACGGGAAGCAAGUGGAUCUGGUGAUCGAAGUGGCCAAAGGGUCCUACCGCCCAGGGCGUGCGGUGCUCAACGGCCUGGUCGGCGGCGUGCACAACGCAGCCCCGGUAAACGUGGCCCUGGGCAGUUCAGUGUCGCUGCGGCUGCGCCUCGUCGACUCGCAGGAAGCGUCCGUUUCCUUUGACCGACUGUACCUCACUGUCUUCGACGUGCAGGCGCAGGAUGACAGUCCGGCGGCGGUAUCAGCGAGUGAUGAGGUAGAGGUGCGUGGCUUCGAGGAAGCCCGGUGGCCCAACCGCACGCGUGUGGCCCUGAUCCCACGGGCAGAGCAGGUGUGGCCGGUCCCGCAGGGCCCGGCGCCGACUUUCUUCUUCCGUCAUGCUGCCGAGGUGUCGCUGCUGCUGAGGCCAUCCAAAGCGGCAGGACUCAGUGUCACAGCCUCUGCCCUCAUCCACUGCAAAAUCCUGAAGCUUCGCCACGGGAGACUGGGAGGGGCGGACCUUUUUCCUGGAGCUGCGUUCGCCAGAGGUGUCUCGGAUCCCCAGCUGUCACAGCAGGCCAAAGAAGUGGAGACGUCCGCAGGCGGGCUGGGCCCAGGUGUUCAGAAAGCUGAGGUUGACCAGGAUCAGCUGUGGGUGCUUGCUUCUGUGGAUGUUCGACUCAUGACUCACUGGACCCACGCAAAGAAGCUCUUUCCCACCGGAGCACUACGCUUGGUCGCCCCUCUGUCCCGCGACCCCCUUCGCCAGCCUUGGCCCCUUGGGACGAAGUUCAACCUCGUUGAGAAGAAUAUCGUCUACAACAACCUCGGGGGCAGAGGCCCCGGCCACCUGGAUGACCCCAAGGAGAUUCGCUACUCGGACGUGGCGCAGCAGGACGGCAAGUCGAUCCACGUCGCCUUCAGCACCCCCAGCGCCUACCUACCCCAGCGGGUUGCCUUCAACGCGCUCGCGGGCCAUCGCAGAGCUACGGCCAUCAAUGCCAGGGCCUUGCGAGCAUCCUGA
Symbiodinium natans is the source of this 5007-nucleotide messenger RNA. The record is from the annotation of a GenBank genome assembly. NCBI's taxonomy places the organism in Eukaryota, Dinophyceae, Suessiales, Symbiodiniaceae.